Molecule: messenger RNA, 1768 nt
Organism: Acanthochromis polyacanthus (spiny chromis)
Lineage: Eukaryota; Metazoa; Chordata; Actinopteri; Pomacentridae
Gene: ebna1bp2
Product: EBNA1 binding protein 2
Exons: 9
Coding region: 106-1050 (314 amino acids)
Biological process (GO): rRNA processing; ribosomal large subunit biogenesis
Cellular component (GO): nucleolus; nuclear periphery; preribosome, large subunit precursor
Source: RefSeq, a predicted model, not a curated record
GUAGAACAGCGACGUCACUUCCUCCCCACGUGAAGCGCUCUGUACAUGUGAACAGCAGCAGUUCACUUCACGUUUUAAAGCCGCUACAUCCCCUAUUUUUAUCUUAUGGUUAUCGAAAGCAGCAGCAUGGAGCCCGCAGAGGAGGAGGCGCAGCUCGGCCAGGAGUCAGAGGAUGAAUACAGCGAAUUGUCCGACAGUGAGCUUCAAGAAGCCUUCGCAAAAGGCUUGUUGAAACCUGGCAUGAACGUACUGGUGGACAAAUCCAAGAAGUUCGUCAACAAUGUGGAUGGGAUGAAACAGUGUCUUGCUGACUUGCGUAAAAAUCUCCCCUGGGUGGAGAGGUUAGACCUGACCAAUCUGCCAGCUGAAGACAUUCUCAGCAAAGCUGAAGGAAAAGUUCCAGCUCUGGCCAAUGGAGAAGUCAAUGCAGACGACGACUUCCAGAGGGAGAUGUUCUUCUACCGUCAAGCUCAAGCUACAGUCCUGCAGGCCCUGCCCCUCCUCAACAAGCACGACAUAGCCACCAAGAGGCCCGAUGAUUACUUUGCAGAAAUGGCCAAGUCAGAUCAGCAGAUGCAGAAGAUCAGGAAAAAGCUGAUCUCAAAGCAGUUGAGUCUGGAGAAGUCAGAGAAGGCCAAGAAACUGCGAGAGCAAAGGAAGUUUGGCAAAAAGGUCCAAGUAGAAGUGAUCCAGAAGAGACAGAAGGAGAAGAAGGCCAUGAUGUCCGCUGUAAAGAAAUAUCAGAAAGGAAUGACGGACAAACUGGACUUCUUAGACGGAGACCAGAAGACGGGCAAAGAUUCGUCUGAUGGCUCAAAGAAAGCAAUGAAUAAGAAGGGCCCCAACGCUAAGAGAAAAUACAAGGACAAGAAGUUUGGCUUUGGAGGCAAAAAGAGUGGAAAGAAGUGGAACACCAAGGAGAGCUUCAACGAUGUUUCCGGUUUUCGUGCCAAAGUGGCUCAUGCCAAGGGAGGGAAGAAAGGCAAAGGAGGAAAACAAAAUAAACGUCCGGGCAAGUCUGUGCGCAAGAAGAUGAAGAGUCGCUCGUAAAAAGUUGACAUGCUGGUUAACAGACUGGACUUGGACGCUGCUUCUAGGCAGGAUUUGCCAGACGUGUAGGAGGCUACGGGCUCUUCCACACUUUUUGUACAGUAUGCCUUCCAUAAAAUGUGUCAGGAUUGAUGUGGAGGUCAACAUAAACCAGCUUCAUGCCACACAGACAUCCUGUCUGACUGCUGAGGAGGACCAGACAAAUGAAGAAAAGACAAGAACGGACUGCAUAGGACCACCCAAGAUGCAAAGUUUUUUUUACUACAUGCAGUUUCCCUAAGGCUCAUGAAGAGAAAUUGAUUAAAUAAUUACCAUAGAUGAGUUUUUGUUGUCUAUAGCCAUUCUCGUCCCUAUAAGGUGGAUUUGGAGCCACAGUCUGUUUCUACGCCUCAGUCUCUACACCAACCCCCCUGCUGUCUAACUGACACUGUGUGUUCUUCCAAGUUUGGUGUAUUCUAUUUUUUUUUUCCCAACUCGGCUCCUUGACUCAUUGAUUCUCUCCUAUGUGACAUGGCAUUUUAUAAUAUUGAGCGGCUGUCAGUUUUGCCCUUUCCUAUUCAUUAAUAUGAUUAGUAUGUGUUGGCUGAGUGUGCUUUGUAUAGACCUGUGCAAAUGUUUCCCCUGCCAAGUGUUUUUCUUAGUUUGCUAAGAUGGAAAUACAGAAAGGGCAGACUCUGCUGACACCUGUAUGUUUGUUUGAUAAACAGAUUCUUUUGAA